This is a messenger RNA of Myripristis murdjan (pinecone soldierfish), 1401 nucleotides long. It is a transcript of the gene spo11, whose product is annotated as SPO11 initiator of meiotic double stranded breaks. Gene Ontology annotation, molecular function: DNA binding; ATP binding; DNA topoisomerase type II (double strand cut, ATP-hydrolyzing) activity. Gene Ontology annotation, cellular component: nuclear chromosome. Gene Ontology annotation, biological process: meiotic DNA double-strand break processing; meiotic DNA double-strand break formation; reciprocal meiotic recombination. Lineage: Eukaryota; Metazoa; Chordata; Actinopteri; Holocentriformes; Holocentridae. The record is from RefSeq and is a predicted model, not a curated record. The coding region runs from base 240 to 1325 and encodes 361 amino acids. The transcript has 13 exons.
GGGAGCUGUUCUUCAAAUUUGACACCUUUCUGAAUUAGAUCCAUCUGUGUCACUGCAUUUGUUUGGUUUAAAUCCAGCAAUGGCCCCGUGUAGCUCCAGUUAUUUUUUGCCUUGUCAUGUCGUUGUGGACUGCAAUCAUUGAAGGAAGAUAACAGGCCUGCAGAUUCAAAUGGUGAGACCACUGAGCAACUGCACCAUAGAAAUCGAAUGGUUUGAAUGGGAUUGAAUGAAUCCAUUCAAUGUCCAUACUGGUCCGGUCGUGCGCUCAGGAAGUUUUGACCCGAAUUGAAAAUGUGAUCCUGGGAGUGGUGACCAGUCUGUCCAAAGAUGAAGCCCCUGUCCUGGUGCUACCAAACAGGUCCAGCUGGGCAAAUGUCAGUUUUGACAGUGCUGUUGGGCUUCAGAUGAGCUCAGGAAACUCUGUCACCACCAUUCGGAGUGACUGUCCUUCAUCUGUCACUAAAUUUGCACACAUUCUCAAGAUUCUCUCCAUCAUCUACAAACUCAUACAGAGCAACUCAUAUGCUACAAAAAGGGACAUCUAUUACAAAGACCCACAGCUGUUUGGUUCUCAGAGAAAUGUUGAUUUCAUAGUGGAUGAUAUCUCCUGCAUGCUAAAGGUCCCUCGCAGGACACUACAUGUGUUGGCCACUUCCAAAGGACUAAUCUCAGGUGAUCUGUGUUACUUGGAAGAGGACGGCACAAGGGUCGACUGCCACUCCAGCUCCAUCGCUGUCGCAGUGUCAUCAAAUGUUGGCGGGAUUAAAAAUAUCGUAUCAUCUGCAAAAUUUGUCAUGAUAGUGGAGAAGGAUGCAACAUUCCAGAGCCUGCUGGAUGAUGACUUCUGCACAAAGCUCUGUCCUUGCAUCAUGAUCACAGGUAAAGGCGUCCCAGACGUGAACAGCAGGUUGAUGGUGAGGAAGCUUUGGGACACGCUGCACAUCCCCAUCUUCGCUCUGGUGGAUGCCGACCCUCAUGGCAUUGAGAUCAUGUGUAUCUACAAGUACGGAUCAGUGUCUAUGUCGUUUGAGGCCCACAGUCUGACUGUCCCCAGCGUUAUGUGGCUAGGCCUCCUCCCCUCCGACCUCUGGAGGUUGAAGGUUCCUGAGGACACCCUGAUCCCUCUCACCAAGAGAGAUGAGAGCAAACUUAACAGCCUCCUCAAAAGACCCUACUUGACCGACCAACCGGAGUGGCAGCGAGAGAUGGAAGUGAUGCAGCAGAGUAAGGUCAAGGCUGAGCUUCAGUCCCUGACAGCCAUAGCUCCUGAUUUCCUCACAAGCAUCUACCUGCCCAACAAGCUGCGCUAUGGGGGCUGGGUAUGAGGACCAUGCUGCCCCCUAGUGGAGUAAUAAGUGAACUUGUAAAGGUGGUUACAAAACCAUUGGACUGAAAUGACUA